Messenger RNA from Daphnia pulicaria, 969 nucleotides. RefSeq lists its product as uncharacterized. The record is from RefSeq and is a predicted model, not a curated record. Lineage: Eukaryota; Metazoa; Arthropoda; Branchiopoda; Diplostraca; Daphniidae. Bases 1 to 969 code for a protein of 322 amino acids. The transcript has 5 exons.
AUGAGUGAAAAUGUCUUGAUUGAGUAUGACUUAAUGAGCCCUGAAGCUCUUGAGAACCUAAGAAGAGAUGUUAUAAAUGACUUAUCUGACAUGCAAACCAGACAACAGCCAACAUGGCAAGAAAGGGAAGCAAUUCGAGCAUGGGGAUCCACUGACAGAACACGAAUUUUCAAGGAACUAGUUUCCAGGCAGCCACUUUAUCAUUCCAAAUGUGAUCAGUGUCAUCUUCACCUGAAUGCUGCUGCUGUAAGAUGCAUGACUUGCAAGAAACAUCUCUGUCACAAGUGCGAUACAGGCUCUCAUUUAACUAUGCCAUUUCACCGACGACUCUUGUGUUCUUCCGACACAUUGCAAAUUUUGCUACCAGAACAUUUCAUCGAUCCCAAGGGCAACAUUAUAAUAAAAGAUGUAUGUGUUCCAUGCUUCGUACCGCAUAUGUGUUACAAUGUCGAAUGCGAAGGAUCCAUGUUACUCAUUCCAAAUCUUCAAGAAUCAAUCGUGGUGGUCAAUGAGAGUGGUCGAUUUCUCGUUAAAGCUGCAGCUUUCGUUUGUGAUAGUUGCAACUCUCGUACAAGAGCCACAAUCGAUGACUAUGUAUUUUCUGGAUUUUUCCCUGGAAGUUUAUCGCCAAAAGUCACCUAUCUUUUUGCAGAAGAGGCACUUCUUCUAGGACAUCACAUUACUCAUAAGUCUCCUGGGUCUUCAAAAAAAAUGUAUGCACAUUUUCUUGAAGAAGUAUCAACAGAAUAUGGCCGGAAUGGACCAAUAAAUGUAACAUUAUUUACUACUGCUGAAAGAGAAUGGGAAACCUGUCGACAUAAUAUUGACGACCAAGUGCUUCAAAGGAACAAAAUUGAUUGCCCCAGUUGUGGGAAAGAACCUUUAGUCAGAUCUUCUGACGCUAUCGUAAAAUUGAGGCGCUUAAGCUCGGCUGGAAAAGUGCACAAUCCAGAAAACGAAAGAAAGUAA